UGGAGGCGCGGGUGCUGCGCGCGGCGGGCGGCUUCGGCCGGUCCCGGUGCCUGCUGGCCGCCGCCUCGUGGCUGCCGUGCGUGGCGCUGGGGUUGGCGCUGGGCUCGGAGCUGCUGCUCACCGCGCUGCCCGCAAACCACUGCGGUCCGGACCCCGCGCUCGCCCCCGGCCCCUGCCUGCCGCUGAGCUACCCCGAGCCCGCGCCCCGCGUCCGCCCCAACGGCACGCGGUCCUGCACGCGCGGCUGGCGCUACGCGCUGCCCGCCGCCGGCCUGCUGCGCAGCCCGGUCACCCAGGUCUUCUGCACCUGCCCCUCCGUCCCCCGCCCCGUCCUCUGCUUCCCUGCUCUGUCUCCCCCUCCUUCCGUCCCCCUGCCCUCAGCGCCCUUCCUCUGUUCCCCCUCCUCCAGUCCCGCCUCGGUCUUCGGCCCUUGAUCGACCGGGGCUGUGGUACUGGGGCUUUCGACUGCGCGGGGCUCAGCCCCCUCCUGUCUGACGGUGCAGCAGGUGUCCAUAGGCAGGGUGCCGGGCCUAAAGGCAGAGUCCGAGGCUGGGUGCUGCCAAGGUGGGCAGGCAGUCCGGGAGGGGGGCGGUAAGCUGAAGGUUUGAGCAGGUAGGUGCCCAGCGGUCAGCAGGGCCUGGAGUUCCCUUCGGUGCCAUGAACAUUCUAGCAACCUGUGGCUUUGGGCUAUGCAGGUGUUCAGGCUGGGCUCCCAAGACACUGAAUCAAGAGAGUGAUUGGGUCACUUCCGUUUUUGAAGAGCAGACCUCCCACCUGUAAGGUGUGUGCAGGCUGGCCUAGGGGCAGGGACGCCAAGGACGCGGAGCGGGUAACGGGGCCUCCCUCCCCCUCCUCUGGCUAGGCCAGCCCACCCUGCCUUCCUCUUGGCAGCCUCUGCCCGCAGCCCCACCCCCUGCCCCUGGGAGGAAGGGCCCCGGGUGGAAGCUUGGACAGGGUUGCCACAUCCCUGCCGGGCCCACCUGGGGCCCUGAACCGGCUGGGCUUCCUCCUUCUGGCCACCUGUUUGGUGUAGUGAUGGAUCCUCGCCCACCAGCUUUCACAAGCAGUCGGAUUUUAAAAUAAAAACUCUGACGUAGUGUGACCCAAAAGGGUGUGUCAAGCUUGAGGAGAAGACACAGAGUAGCCCGGGAAAAGGGCCCUUGGCCGGGAAAAGCUGGUGGGCGUGGCCCUGCAGCCUGUUCCAGGAGUGGCUCUCGAGGUGCACAGGCCAGGGGAAGGGCAGGAGAGGCCCUGGGGCCAGCCUGGCAGCAGAGUGAUGGCCGGAGAAAGGCAGGUGCAACCCCGUGCAGAGCAAAGGAGAAACCAGACUUGGGGCUCCAUGCGGGUGUCCUGGGGACCCCAGGCCUCUACCACCUGGGGGCUCAGACCAGGAAUUGUCCAGUUCCAUGUGAAGACCACCAGGGUCAGGAGGCCAUGCCAUGUGAUCCUGAGUCCUGAGCAAUGGAACCUCGUGUGUGAGGACGGCUGCAAGGUGCCCCUGGAGCAGGUGGACUACCUCCUGGGCUGGUUGCUGGGCUGUGUCCUCCUGGGCCCAGGCUGUGACCGGUUUGGCCGCCGGGCUGUGUUUGUGGGCUCGGUGCUGGCCACGGGCCUGGGGGCCAGCAAGGCCCUGGCCACUGGCUUUGCCACCCUACUGGUUUUGCAGCUGCUUCGUGGGGGGGGCCUCGCAGGAGCCUCCCUAGCCUUCUAUGUGGCUCAUGAGUACCGUGGGGGGCUCUGGGGGCCGCCCACUCAGGCUAGGCCUCUGGCCCGCUGGAGGGCGCCUUUCUGGCACUCCAGUCGAGGGCUCUUCUCCAGAAGGUGGGCGGGGAGCUGUUUGCUCUGUGGGCUCUGCUCUUUGUGGGCAGGCCCGGGUGCCUCAGAUGUCCAGGUCCUGGGCAGGCCAGCGACUGAUCACCACAGCCCUGGACAGGGCAGCCCUCCCGAGAGGCCUGGGCCCCAGGCCGUCUGUGUCUGCCCAGGCCUGGAGCUGGGUGACGCCCCGCGCUGCCUGGCAUUCUACGGGGGCGGCCUCUUCUCUGUGGCGGGCAUGCUGCCGCUGCCUGGCCUGGCCCUGCUCCUGGAAGACUGGCGCCUGCUGCAGGGGCUGAGCUCCCUGGCCACGGGACUCCUGCUGCUGUUUUGGGGGUCUCCAGCCCUGUUCCCCGAGUCUCCCUGCUGGCUGCUGGCCACAGGGCAGCCGGCCCGAGCCAGGAAGAUCUUGCGGCGCCUUGCGGAAGCCAGCGGUGUGGACCCCAAAGGCAGCUCAGAGGAGGGGAGCUCCCUGGCUGCGGCCGGACGUGCUGUGUGCAGGGAGCCCCAGCCCCGACACCACUCGGUCCUGGAACUCCGGCAUACCCGCGUCGCCUGGAGAAACGGACUCAUCCUGGGCUUCAGUUCGUGAGGAGGGGGGGGUAUCAGAGCCAGCUUCCUGCGCAACCUGGCCACGCGUGACCCCGCCUUCUGUUGGCCCUACUUCCUGGAGGCCAGCCUCGAGGCAGCGGCCGUGGUCUUCCAGCUCCUGACAGCAGAUCUCUGGGGGCGCCGCCCAGUCCUGCUGCUGGGCACCUUGGUCCUGGGCCUGGCACCCCUGCUGCUCCUUGCAGGGGCCCAGUACCUGCCUGGCUGGACGCUGCUGCCCGUCUCUGUCCUGGGGCUCCUGGCCUCCCAGGCAGUGUCCGCCCUCAGCAGCCUCUUUUCAGCCAAGGUCUUCCCCAUGGUGAGCAGGGGUGCCGGGCUGGGCCUGGUGCUGGGAGCUGGGUUCCUGGGCCAGGUGGCCGCCCCGCUCACCGACACGCGUGAGCACGGCUUCUUUCUGCAACACGUGGCCUUCCCAUCCUUGGCUGUCCUCGCCCUGCUGCGCGUCCUGCUGCUGCCCGAGAGCCGUGGCCGCGCACUGCCCCCGUCGCUGCAGGACGCCGACCGCCUGCGCCGCUCCCCGCUCCUCUGGGGCCACCCCCGCCAGGACCACCUGCCCCUGCUGCCAGCCUCCCUUCCCAGGGCCGGGACACAGCUGGUCCGGGAGGGGUGACCAGGCUGCAGAGACACGCCACCCGCCAGUACGGGCAGACGGGUCUCGGGAAGGAACGGGAGGGUGGUGGGAAGUGGGCCUCUUUGCUGGGGGCCCUGGUUCCCCCUCCACGUGGGGAGCAUAAAGGCGUCCGUGGAACUUGGCACCCUCGCUGGUUCUUCCCUCAGGCCGCACCCUUGCCUGAAGGGGGCUUCUGGUGUCCACCUCCCCCUCACAACCAGGCAUCCGCAGCC
Molecule: messenger RNA, 3264 nt
Organism: Orcinus orca (killer whale)
Lineage: Eukaryota; Metazoa; Chordata; Mammalia; Artiodactyla; Delphinidae
Gene: SLC22A31
Product: solute carrier family 22 member 31
Biological process (GO): transmembrane transport
Cellular component (GO): membrane
Molecular function (GO): transmembrane transporter activity
Source: RefSeq, a predicted model, not a curated record